GGGGUUCGGGACUCUUGUUCGUGGGACGUUUCAAAGACUCCACUUUCUCAAGACUCUGCUCUUCAAGAAAGGAGCAAGGAGAAGAGGAAAGAAUGGCUGUCUCCUCGCUGCGGUCCAGGGCUCAGCUCUGGAUUUCCUUUGGGGCUAUGUCUUGGGUUGAGUCAUCAGAGGUCCCCGGUGAUGCACAGAGCAUCAUCAGAAGAUGAGGAGGAGCAGGAGAGAGGACUCCAGGGAAGGACCCCCGGCUCUCAGUGUGACAUAUUGGGAGACAGAGCAGUGUCGUGCGGUGACUGGCCCCGGCCAUGGCCAUGCGAUGGACGACUGCCUGUGGUGUGAAGGUGACGGUCAGAGAACAUGCCGAUGAAUGUUCAAGUCCUGUCUGCAGUGGAGAUGUGGACAUCAAGAGAGACGAUGGAAAUGGGAGCCAGAGGUGCACGUCCUAAGGGGAGGGGAGGUGGUCGAUGAUAGCAGUGGAUGGUGGAGUAGUAGAGGUCGGCGGUACUUGGGCUAGCAGUGGCACCUAGUGACUGGAACACUUUUCCAAUGGAAAGAAGUGGUGAAUCAUUGACCUGGAGAUGGCCAUGGAGGACAGGGGGCAGACGGACCCCUUCUUCUCCACUGAGGUAGGAGAAGUAACAGAGAAGUCAAGGAGAAAGAGGGCUGGCCGGUAAGAGAGCAUUAGAGAGAACAGUUUUGUUUGGAAGCCAGAUGGUGCGCACAAGAGAAGAAAGGGAGAGGAAGGAAGUGAAGGCAUCUAGUUCGAUGGCCUUUCCAAAGCGUUUAGCUCUAACGGUCAGAAAAGGCCUAGGGCAUUGCUUGCACGUGGAGCCGCUCCUCAGCAUCCCUCCUGCUCCUCCUUUCUUACUGAACUUUCCCAGGGCAUUCAUAUGCCACUUCACUCAGCCAGUCCCCAGGUGACUCAUCCAUAUUGUUUCCAGUUUGUUGAACCGUAGAAAUGGCUGUUAAGAAUAUAAAACACCAAAGUCUACUUUUCCCCACUUCCAUGCGUGCCCACUAACAUCCCGCCCCAUUCUUUAAGGCCCGUCACAAGGGCUUUCUCUAAGAACUCUUCCCUGAAAUCGCAUUCCUUCAAAACUCAUUCAGGAAUGCUUUUCCCCUGGAACUUGCACAGUUUUUGUUUUGUCCUUGGGCCCUUCCUCGUGUGCAUGCACACAUACCGCACCAGUGUACGAUACCCCGUCAUAGUGAUGGUCUUCACAAGAGCUUGCUUUUGUGGCUCCCCAAACGUAGCCCAUCGCACUGUGCCAAGGAGGCAGGGCGUGCUUUGAACUCGGGAUAACGGGGUGGUUUGGCCCAGAAAUUGGGGUCACCUGAGUGGCAGGAGCUGGAGGGGACACUCGCCUUAAUUUGCCGUUUGUUCCCCGAGUGAUUCUCUCCCCCAUCUGGCGGCCAUUCAUGGAGGAGGAUUGCUGUCCUGUGCCUUUGGGGGAAUGAUAGCUGGUGAGGUCAUUGGCAUGAGCGUUGUGUGCGGAUUCCAUCAUCGUGUGGUUGGUGAGAUUCACCAGAAGGUCGCGAUUCCCGGGGGGCUCCCUUUGGAUGGUGGUUGUAGGGUGACCUUAAGCAGGCACGUCAGACCCUCCACAAGCGAGUGCCCAGGAAACACAUGGCGGAGCCUCUUCAAAAGCCUCCGUGCCUCGAGACCCCUGCCCAGCCUGUCGCCUCCCUCUCCCUUCCACGGCCCACGCGGGAAUCUUCCCCUGGUGUGGAGGAAUGGAUUUACCGUUUCAGGAACCGGUGACUCUCCAAGACGUGUCUGUGGACUUCACGAGGGAGGAGUGGACGCGCCUGGACUCGGCUCAGAGGAACCUGUACCGGGACGUGAUGCUGGAGAACUAUCAGAACCUCGUGGAUUUGGGUCUUCUGGUUUUCCAAUCAGAUGUGAUCUCCCACUUGGAGAAUGGUGAAGUACCAUUGAUGCCAGGGGGAGAACUCCCAGGAGGCACUUACCCAGAUUCUGUUAAUCAGAAGAUUAGGGAUGAAUCCAGGGAGGCCCUUCCAAAGGAGGGUAGUUCUUUGGAAGAGGUAUCCAAGGAAAGAUUCACAAAAGCUAACCUUUGGAAUUGCAAUUUGGGAAAAGGCUGGGAAUGUGAUGGCAGUUUCCAGAAGCAAAAAUACAAGCAGGAGAGAAAAUCCAGGCCAUUGACAGUCCCUGGGCAAAAUUUCAGCCUGGGGUCAGUUCUUGUUUUAUCACAGAGAACUGCUACAGAAAACGAUCUCUUUAAAUCUGUUGCCCAUGUAAAGAGCUCCAAGCAGUAUUCAAGGUUUCUUAAAUUUCAUAAAAACUCUUCAGGUAUGAAACAUUGGAAGUUCAGCAAAUCCAGGAAGUCCUUUGUCUUCCAUUCUGACCUUAUUCAGUAUCAUAAAAAAUUUACUGGAGAAAAACCUUUCGAAUGGACUGAAUGUGGAAAAAUCUUGAACAAAAAGCUAUCCAUCAGAGGACAUCAGAAAACUUAUAGUGUGGCAAAACCUUUUAUACACAAGGAAUUAAGAAAAGAGUGCAUACAGAGGGGAGAAUCUAUUGUUCUUAAGAGAAUUCACAAAGGAGAGGCAUCCUUUGAAUGCAACACAUGUGGGAAAUGCUUCAGCAAAGGCUCAUCACUGAAGAGACAUCAGAGAAUUCAUACAGGAGAGAAACCCUUUGCAUGUGAUGAAUGUGGAAAAACUUUCAGGCAGAACUCAUCCCUGAACAGACAUCAGAAAAUUCAUGCUAGGGGGAAAUCCUUUGCAUGCAAUGAGUGUGGGAAAACCUUCAUAGAGAAAGGAAAACUUACUGAAUAUCAGGCAAUUCAUGCAGGAGAAAAACUCUUUAAAUGUAAUGGUUGUGGAAAGGCCUUCAGUGCAUCCCUUACAGAGCAAUGGAAAUUUUAUAUUGAAGAAAAACAAUUCAAAUGUAAUGAAUGUGGAAAAUUCUUUAGCAAUAGCUCAUCACUUAAAGGACAUGAGAAAAUUCAUACUGGAGAGAAACCCUUUGUUUGUAAUGAGUGUGGGAAAGCCUUUGUUGAAAGAGGAAGGCUAACAGAACAUAAGAGAAUUCACACUGGAGAGAAACCUUUUAUUUGUAAUGAAUGUGGGAAAGCCUUCAGCAAAAGCUCAUCACUUAGGGGGCAUCAGAGAAUUCAUACUGGAGAGAAACCCUUUACGUGUCUUGAGUGUGGAAAAGCCUUCAUAGAAAAAGGAAACCUUAGUGUGCAUAAAAGAAUACAUACUGGAGAGAAACCUUUUGAGUGUAAUGAAUGUGGGAAGACCUUCUGCAAAAGCUCAUCACUUAGGAAACAUCACAGAACUCAUACUGGAGAGAAACCCUUUGUGUGCAAUGAAUGUGGGAAAGCCUUCAUUGAAAGAGGAAGACUUACUGAACAUAAGAGAAUCCACACUGGAGAGAAACCGUUUGAAUGUAGUGAAUGUGGGAAAGCCUUCAACCAAAGCUCAUCCCUUCGGAAGCAUCAAAGACUUCAUACUGGAGAAAAACCCUUUAAAUGUCUUGAGUGUGGAAAAGCCUUCAUACAAAAGGGAAACCUUAGUGUGCAUAAGAGAAUUCAUACUGGAGAGAAACCCUUUGAAUGUAAUGAAUGUGGGAAAACCUUUCGAACCAGCUCAUCUCUAAGGAAGCAUGAAAGAAUUCAUACUGGAGAGAAAAUAUAAAACAGUAAUGAAUGGGGAUAGCCUUUAACUAUACCAUAAGCCUUACAAAUCAUUGGAAACUCAGUACAGUAGAAGAGCCCAUUGAAUUAAUGAAUAUAGAAGGGCCUGAAUUGCUAGCUUAUCUUUUAGUUCUUAAGAAUAUGGCUUCCACCUCUCCUUCUAGGCUUUUUUUACAUUACUCUCAUAAGCUCUACCUUCCAAACUGACCUAUACACCCCUAGCUUACUUUGUCCCAGGCUUUCACCAAUGCUUAAAACACAUUCCCUCCUCUACCUGGUGUUCUUCAAGCCUCAAUGUAUGUCCUGUGGAAAGCUUUUUCUGUUCCCCAUAGUUGGAGAACUUGCUUUAAACUUUCUUGAUAGAUAGAUG
Monodelphis domestica (gray short-tailed opossum) is the source of this 4032-nucleotide messenger RNA. RefSeq lists its product as uncharacterized. Lineage: Eukaryota; Metazoa; Chordata; Mammalia; Didelphimorphia; Didelphidae. Gene Ontology annotation, molecular function: DNA-binding transcription activator activity, RNA polymerase II-specific; RNA polymerase II cis-regulatory region sequence-specific DNA binding; DNA-binding transcription repressor activity, RNA polymerase II-specific. The record is from RefSeq and is a predicted model, not a curated record. Gene Ontology annotation, cellular component: nucleus; nucleoplasm. Gene Ontology annotation, biological process: regulation of immune system process; regulation of cytokine production; negative regulation of transcription by RNA polymerase II.